Molecule: messenger RNA, 1353 nt
Organism: Spathaspora passalidarum NRRL Y-27907
Lineage: Eukaryota; Fungi; Ascomycota; Pichiomycetes; Serinales; Debaryomycetaceae
Exons: 2
Coding region: 215-1153 (312 amino acids)
Biological process (GO): Golgi organization; protein secretion
Cellular component (GO): Golgi apparatus
Source: RefSeq, a predicted model, not a curated record
GGUUAUUAUUGUUUCUGGGGUUAGUGUUUCUGUGUUGAUGUUAAGAUAUAAAGGGAACUUUUAAUUCCUUUUCCUUGGUUUUUCUUUUUUUGCUUCAACAUUCUUUUUUGCUUAUUCACUACAACAACAAAUAACAUAUACUACUCCUAUUUACUAUAACAAGGAAACUUAUUUACAGAUAUCACAACAUACUAUAACUCAUUAAUAUUACAAAAUGUGCAUUGCAAUAGCUACUACAAAUCAUCCAGAUUUCCCGUUCAUACUAUUAUCAAAUAGAGAUGAAUUUUUUAAGAGACCAACCAUGCCUGUCCACUUUAGAUCGAUAGAGAACGGUAUCAAGUUGCUAUCACCGUUGGAUUUAGCAAGACCGGAACAUGGGACUUGGAUAGGUGUUACAACCAGUGGUAAGGUUGCAGUAUUAGUCAACUACCAUGAAGCUGACUCUUCAAGAGCUAUCGGUGAGAUAUCAAGAGGAAUAUUACCAUUGGAUUAUCUUUGUUCAACCGAGCUGGAUGACGAAUGGAGAGAGAAUCUUGAAAAGGUUCAACUAGAUAAGAUUGGAGGGUUCACUUUAUUAUAUGGCCAACUAUCGUUAGAUCCAAACACGUCAAAGAUAAAUAAUUUGAAUAUUGUUAGUAACCGUGGGGAACAUGGAAAAGUAUUCCAAUCUGAUGGUGCAAAAACUGAGGAUGAAAUUGCAUGCAAAUCAACGUUUGGAUUAUCAAAUUCGUUAUACAACGAACCAUGGAAAAAGGUUAAAAUUGGUGAAGGUUUAUUGGAUAAAUUAAUAGACGAGUCCGUUGAAAAGGGCUAUUCUCAAGAAGUAUUGGUUGAUAAAUGCUUUGACUUAUUGAGUAACGAUACUUAUGAUCGAAAUAUCAUUGAUAGUAAAGAUUUUGAAAAGAAAAUUAUUGCCUUACGGGAUUCUGUAUUUAUCCCACCAUUAAUUAGAGCUGGAAUGAAACGAGAUUGCAUUGCAGUUGGAAAAUAUUAUGGUACACGUACUCAAACUAUUAUUUUACUAGAUAAGACUGGGCAUCUUAACUAUUACGAAAAGAAUAUUCAUAAUUCCGAUGAUUUGGUCGAAGAAGAUAUGGUUGCCCAUUACAAAUUUAGCAUUUUGCAUCAUCCAAAUGGUGUUAUGAAAAGGUGACUUAGUUUGUCUUAGAUAUAUAAUUUUCACCUAAUAAACCAAAGUCAUAUAUUACUAAAUUAAUUUUUUGAAUUUGAUACUACCGUACUCGUAAUUUAUUCCUGAUUUCUUUUUAUGUAUAUAGGCAAAUAUUCCAACAUUGCAUUUAUAUGAUCUGGUAUCAAAAAUGGAGACUUUGUUGUUUUUAGCAUUACUAGUUG